This is a messenger RNA of Mercenaria mercenaria, 3132 nucleotides long. RefSeq names its product sodium- and chloride-dependent GABA transporter 1-like. The coding region runs from base 1048 to 3132 and encodes 694 amino acids. Gene Ontology annotation, cellular component: membrane. Gene Ontology annotation, biological process: sodium ion transmembrane transport. The record is from RefSeq and is a predicted model, not a curated record. The transcript has 14 exons. Lineage: Eukaryota; Metazoa; Mollusca; Bivalvia; Venerida; Veneridae.
UCCACAACAAUGGAACGGCAAAGUACCAGCAUGCUCUUUCUCAUGGGUAUAUAGAUUUCUUUUGUACUUAAAACUUCUUCCACAAGUUCCACAGAGGUUAGCUAAAUCACCCGUUUCUGAAUCGGCCAUGCUCCUGAAAAAAAUGACUUGGUGGAUUAGCGUAAAAUUGUUUUCUUUGUGGAUUAGCAUAUUUACAAAAUACACGUUUUACCUUUCACUGAUACUCUGAUUUCGUAUUAAAUAUGUUUCAUUCGAGUAAAUAGAAAACUUUGGAAGUUUUCUUUGGGUUAAAGGUCAGUAAUUCAAAUCCUUCUUUGUUUCAUAUAAAAAACGACAACUUCAGGUCGUCUUUACGUAUCUUUAGAGAACAUCACUUUUUCCUACACCUAUUUUUCAUGGAAGUUCUAUCACAAAUUAACGAAAAAAUGAAAAGAAAAUAGGGGGUUAUGUAGUUCCUAGUGAAAUGCCAGUCAGUUGUGGUUUGCUACCCUGAAAAUUGGCGCAUAUUUGCUCUCGUCCGCGCAAUAAACACCUACUUCCGGUUUCGAUCUGCAAAACUUGCCAUGUGGGGUGUAUCAACAUGAAAACCGUCUCAUCUCAUGCAGAAUGUAUUCUUGUAGUGAAAAAUGGUGAUUAAAGCACUCGUUCUACAAGAAUUUGCGCAAAAAAUGGGAAAAUUAGGAUCUAUUUAUUAUGGACUUCUUUCGACUACACCACGGAAGCACAUUUUCGACCGAAUUACUGACCUUAUUCCUUUGCGAAUACAUGACCACCGGAACAGGAUUUGUAUAAAAUACAUGUCAAAAAUAACAUUUUCUUGGUGGAUAAGCCAAUGCGAUCUGGCCGAGUAGAAAAGGUUUUCCAGGGUUUUUGAAUAUUUAGCGGCAGUCUAGAAGGAAACCAUUAACAAGGGAGAUAGAAUACUGUUUCUCCUUCGCAUGCAACACAUUUCAUAGAAAUUGGUUGAGAAAUAAAAAAAACUUACAUUGAUUUGAAGAUUUGAAUCGACGACUUUUGUUGAUAAUUUCUUCUUUGCGGAAUAUCGAUAUGACGUACAACGAUCACGUGAUUCGCCACCCUGGAUACAUAACUCUACCUCAAAAAAAGAUAAAGCAUAGGGCACAAUGUAUAUUCACAUCAAUCAUCGAAUGGUCUGGAAGUAAGAUUGUACAGGAUUUUUAUUUUACUCGCGGCGGAAAACAGUCGGAAAACAGCUGUACUAUUUCCAUAACUAUGGCAACAACACCUUCUGAAAUUUCAAAUCUUACUGUUGACGACACAUCAACUGCCACAAAAGAUGAACAGAACGAAGACAAGUCACCAAGACGAGCGACAUGGGCGACGCAGUUAGACUUCAUAAUGACGUCAGUGGGAUGUGCCGUAGGUCUUGGUAACAUUUGGCGUUUCCCGUAUCUAUGCUACAAAAACGGUGGAGGUGCCUUCUUGAUUCCGUAUGCAUUAUCAUUCUUCCUGGCUGCAGCUCCUACGUAUAUCGCUGAAAUAAGUCUGGGUCAAUACACGAGUUGCGGAGUUGUUCAAGCAUGGAAAAUGGUUCCUGUCUUUCAGGGUCUAGGAAUUGCGUCUCAAGUCAUCACGCUCUACACGAAUGUAUACUACAUUGUUGUUGUUGCUUGGGCUCUUUAUUACAUCGCCGUGUCCUUCACCUCGCAGUUACCAUGGGCAACGUGUGGAAAUCCUUGGAAUUCAGAAAGGUGCUACGUUACUGGAAUGCCUUUGGAAAGGACUAGAGUCGUAACAAACUGUACUACAAUAGAUCAAAACGUGACAGACUGUGACACGUAUAAUGUGACGCUAGGGCCACCCGUGGAUGCUGUUGUGGAAUACUGGGAACGAAAAGUAUUGAAUAUGUCAAGUGGAAUACAUGAGCCCGGUUCAUUGGUUCCUGGGUUAGCUGUAGCCCUACUGGUUGCCUGGGUGUUGGUGUAUCUUUGUAUAUGUCGUGGUGUUAGGUGGACAGGAAAGAUUGUAUAUUUUACUGCCGUUGCUCCAUACUUUCUCCUGCUGGUGAUCUUCAUCCGUGGGAUAACACUAAAGGGAGCAGCUACUGGUCUAAUAUAUUACCUAAAACCAGACUUCAGCCGUCUCGCCGAUGCUCAAGUUUGGAUGGAUGGAGGAACACAGGUUAUAUAUUCAAUCGGUGUUGGACAGGGUUUUAUGAUUACUCUUGGGAGCUACAACAAGUUCAAAACAAACUGCGUCAGAAAUGGAUUGGUAAUUAUCUGCAUUAACUGUCUUACAAGCAUCUUUGGAGGUCUAGCAGUCUUUUCCAUUCUUGGCUUCAUGUCGUAUGAAAUGGAAAUUCCAAUAGAGAAAGUUGCUUCUCAAGGUCCGGGUUUAGUAUUCCUGGCCUACCCGAAGGCUGUCACACAGAUGCCACUUUCGCCUCUUUGGUCUGUCUUAUUUUUCCUAACCAUCUUAUUUGUCGGACUGGAUAGUGAGUUUGCUGGAGUAGAGGCCGUAUUGACACCGUUCAUUGAUAGAUUCCCGUCUGUUCUCUACAAACCGAGGAACCGCAUGAUUUUCGUUGCAGUUUACUGUACAACAUGUUUCCUGAUUGGUUUAUCGAUGGUAACACAGGGUGGGGUAUACCUGUUCCGACUGAUAGAUUACUACUGUGCAAGCGGAUUGGUCCUACUUGCUAUGGUUUUCUUCGAAGCAGUUGCAAUAGGCUGGGUGUUUGGGGCUGAUCGAUUUUACGAUGCUCUGGAGAUGAUGGUCGGAUAUCGGAGUGGACCAUGGUUGAAACUGUCCUGGAAGUUCUUGGCUCCAUUAAUUAUAAAUGGUAUAUUCUGGUUCCAACUUGUAAAAUACAAACCGCUUUCAUUUAGCGAAACCUACGAAUAUCCCAUUGGUGCUACAGUAUUGGGAUUUAUUUUCACGUUGUCUUCGAUUUCCUGUGUACCUAUAUCAGCUAUAUAUUACAUUGCUACAGCAAAUGGGUCCCUAAAACAGCGACUAAUGAAAGUGACAACACCAAUUCUAAAGAAACAUCAAAUAAAUCCGCGGUGGAAGGACUCGGAUUACAGGUGGACACUGGAAGAAUAUAAGUACCACGAUGUUAACAAUCCAUUCUCAAUAGAUGAUGAAAUAAAUAGUACGAGUAUGGAUUAG